Humulus lupulus (European hop) is the source of this 1358-nucleotide messenger RNA. Its product is annotated as protein CHROMATIN REMODELING 5-like. The record is from RefSeq and is a predicted model, not a curated record. Gene Ontology annotation, molecular function: ATP hydrolysis activity; ATP binding; chromatin binding. The transcript has 5 exons. Lineage: Eukaryota; Viridiplantae; Streptophyta; Magnoliopsida; Rosales; Cannabaceae. Gene Ontology annotation, cellular component: chromatin; nucleus. Gene Ontology annotation, biological process: nucleosome organization; regulation of transcription by RNA polymerase II. The coding region runs from base 580 to 993 and encodes 137 amino acids.
AUUUCAGGCGCCAAACCCUAAGUUUUUUCUUCCUUUCCCGUGUACCCAUUUCCCCUAUACUCAUUUCUUCAAUCUUUCUUUCUUUCUCUUCCUGGUCUCUCUCGGUCUAUCUCUCUCGUACUCUCUUGGUCUUUCCCGUAGACCUAUCUCUCUUCUCUUCUCUUUCCACCUUCAUUCUUUCACAGUCACUACCACCUCGACUCGGCAGCUGCCACCACCCUUCCUCCAGCUUCGACUAACUGCUAAUUUAUUCAUUCGCCAAACCCGUUCGAAUAUAGACUUGACCACUUCACAGUGUUUUCUAGCUAAAACAGAAAGAUGGGUGUAAAGAAAUUCGCGAAGAAGGGUUUAGGAGAAAUGGGGUUCAACGCUGGCGGUGGAGUUAUCAAUUGGUUCCCUGGUCACAUGGCCACAGCCUCCCGCGCCAUUCGCGAUCGACUCAAGUAAGCUGACCUUGUCAUUGAGGUCCGCGACGCUCGAAUUCCCCUGUCGUCUGCCAACCAGGACCUUCAAUCUCACCUCUCCGCCAAACGACGCGUUAUUGCUCUCAAUAAGAAGGACCUUGCCAAUCCCAAUAUCAUGCCGAAAUGGGUUCGUCAUUUUGAAUCGUUCCAACAAGAUUGUAUUCCCAUAAAUGCACACAGUAAGACUUCUGUUAGGAAGCUUCUUGAGCUGGUGGAGUUUAAAUUGAAGGAAGCGAUUUUGAAAGAGCCAACUCUGCUUGUUAUGGUUUGUCAGCAGUAUGAAUUCUACAAUAACAAAAAUGUUGGCAGGCCAAUAAAGUUUAAUGCACUAUUGACUACAUAUGAAGUAGUUCUGAAAGAUAAAGUUGUCCUUUCAAAGAUCAAGUGGUGCUAUCUGAUGGUUGAUGAAGCACACAGGUUAAAAAAUAGUGAAGCACAGUUGUAUACAACACUUUCGGAAUUUAGCACCAAGAACAAGUUGCUGAUUACUGGUACUCCAUUACAGAACAGUGUGGAAGAGUUGUGGUAAAUAAUUUCUCUUUUUCACUAACACAGACAUAUAAGAUUUUGUGUGUUCUGCAUUGUUGUUAAUUUGCUAUACAUGCAUGUGAUUACCCAUUUAACAAAACAGUCCAGCUUGUUUGGAGUUUUAUGUUUAGAGCUGAUUAUGGUGCCUGGGAAGUGGGAAGUAUGGGAAUAAUUUUUGUUCUUCUCCCUCCACCAAUUGUGAUUAUGAGCACAUAUACCAAAUCUUUUAGCUGUUGGACGGGUUUAAACUCUGUGCUUAGUAAUUCCUUUAAUGUUUAAAUUUGCAGAAAUAUUGAAUUAUUAAAUUUGAAUUUCUUAUGUUCUAUUUGAUAAUUUUUGGCAUCUUUAAUUAUGUGUGGAGAGGUU